AUGACUGGACUACAGGCUUCUUGUUUUCUCAUUUAUUACUUGGGCUUAGCUCUCUUACUACUGGUGCACGUUGUCGGAACAGUCAUUGCGGCAGUUGACUUCACUCGGUGUCUGAACGACAUCAUGGUUUACUCAACGGUGACGGAGAUCCUGUAUCGAAUGUUUCUGAUGCAACAUCGAUCAGCUACUCGUUGUGCACAUCCCGAUGUGGUAACGGGCAAGAACCUUUCCAGUGGUUUGUAUUUUUGCAAGAAUUCACUCCCCUUUGGGGCACAGUACAGACUUGAUAAUCUCAUGUCUACUGUCUUAACUGUCGGGUCACCGACACUUGCUGGUUACUCUCUAUUCAUCACCCUCCUCAACUCUCGCUGGAUCAAGCGCCGGUUUGAUCACUUAGUGGACUAUCCUAAUUCACGUUUCGCACUCUCCAUCUUGAGCAGUCUUCAGCAAGUCCCGCUCAGACUGCAUCCUGAUCGCGUACGCUUACCCUCUCUCCUUGUCCUUCCGGAAAACGACUCCUGGUGGAAAUGUCUCGCUGAAUUUGUAGACUACACCCAUACAUGGUCAAUUGCGUCCGCAACCUCCAUUGCAUGGGUCGUUGCUGCCUAUAUCUUCACUGUAGCCAACUCACUUGACAUAAACGUUGCAGCCAAUGGAGAGGCCACCGGCUCAAUGUGGUUGUGGUUGAUUCCAAUAGUUGUCGGAUGGCUGCAGCUCUCCCCAAAAUGCGACUUCAAUCGCUUACAAGCUGCUUAUGACCGUGCAGACCGACACAGUAUGCGCACAGAAACAGCGGAUAUUCGUGCUGGGAUGUUGCCCGCGUCGUUCCGGAGAGCGUUGGCAAUAACUGCUAAGGAGGAAGAUGUGAUGUCUCCAGACGAACUCCUCACCCCUCCGGUGUUUAAUUACUCUCGUUCGCUGCGAUGGGCAUCUACAGCAGAGACUAUCUUCAUGGUAUUCAAAGUGGCAUCAGAGAAGGCUCAUAGCCAUCUUCCCGUUUGUGGGAGCGACAGGGCCGAAUCCGACAUUACCAUUGAAAGCCGACACCUCCAUGACGUCGCCGUGUACUGUGCACAACUCAACGGGAUGCAGAGCAGCCAUUGGGCACCUGGUGUGUUCACAAGAAUGGUUAUCGCUUCCUGCGCUUCGCUUGCAUUACAAUGGGGAACAGUCGGAGCAGCAUUUAUGGCAACGUGGUUCUCUCCUACAACAGGAAUGGGGUGUCGAUCUAUGAGUUAUCUCCUUUACGGAGCCAUUUCGACUUUAAUUUGGAUGAUGCUCCUGAUGUCCAGCAUUCUCGCUCACUCUUCCGCCGCUGACCCCCGCCAAGUAUCGCCAUCUGCACGUGUUACUUUAGCGUUCUCGCACGUCCUGAGAUGGACGGGCAAAUCAUUGGCCCUACUAAACUUCUUUUUGGCGAUCAUGGCAUGUGUAUUCCACUACUCCAACUUCUACGAUACAUGUUACUGCAAUUCCAGCGUGUUUAGCAGGCGAGGUGCAGCAUAUGCUGUGAUUAUCGAAACCACAGCCCAAGCUGCACAGGCUAAGGCUGCCUGGAUCGGUGCCCUUGUCUUAGCGUGUACAUCAGCAUCAGUUUUCCUUGGUAUCCUUAAUCUUUUGUUGGACACUCUACCAUCGUAG
This is a messenger RNA of Suillus subaureus, 1641 nucleotides long. RefSeq lists its product as uncharacterized. Bases 1 to 1641 code for a protein of 546 amino acids. The record is from RefSeq and is a predicted model, not a curated record. Lineage: Eukaryota; Fungi; Basidiomycota; Agaricomycetes; Boletales; Suillaceae. The transcript is spliced from 5 exons.